ACCAGGGCAAGACCACAAAGAAAGAGAGAUAGCCGCAAGCAAGAAUCACACAAACAUCUCAUCGCAUUUUUUUCAUUUCAAAUUAUUCAUUCAUUCUUCCCCAAUUUCACACAAACACCUUUUCUUCUUUCUUCCACAACAAUUCACACCUCUUUUUUUUCUUCAUCACAAACAAACUACACUUUUUCUUCUUAUACAAGUUUACCAUAACGAUCUCACACCCGAUCGAUUCACAAAAAUUAGGUUUUCAUGUUUCAAAAUCACCGAUUCAUCAAACAUUUCGCUCCGAUCGUCUUAAUUUUGCAGCUCCUGAGAUAUUUCGAGGCGUUAAACUGGCCACUGGGGUCUGGGGAUACGAGUUUGAUAUAAGUUGCAUGGGUGACGAUGCCACAGCUGAGAAGUGGAGCAAGGAGAUCAAAACGGUUAGUUAAUCUUAAUCUCCAGCCUGCUACUCAACCGAUUGACCAAACGGAAAACGUUACUGCACCAACGAGAACCAGAAGGAAGACGGGUGGUGGAAGGGGACGAGGUGAUGCUGCAGGUGUAGGAAAAGGGCUCGUGGCGGCAACGAUAGGUAGAACGACGGCUGGCGGUAGAGGCAGAGGUGUUAGAUUGAUUGAUUUGGACCAGGAACCACCGUGUGAAGUUGUUCCUGAACUUGUAGCUCGUGGAGUUGGUGAGCCUGCAUUUAAUAGAAUCGGCGCGGUUGCAGAUAAAGAUAUAGCAAUGGACGGUGGAAGUGGUGAUAAAGUUAUCGGAGCUGAAGAAGAUGGAAACACACCUGCCGUGCCCGAAAGGGUACAAGUAGGUAAUUCUCCUAUAUAUAAGACCGAUAGAAAGUUGGGUAAGGGUGGUUUUGGACAAGUUUAUGUUGGUCGGAGGGUAAGCGGCGGAACCGAAAGAACAGGGCCCGAUGCAGUUGAGGUAGCAUUAAAGUUUGAGCAUCGUAGUAGUAAGGGUUGCAACUAUGGUCCUCCGUACGAGUGGCAAGUUUACAGCUCGUUGAAUGGUUGUUACGGGAUUCCGUGGGUUCACUACAAGGGACGGCAAGGCGAUUUUUACAUUCUGGUUAUGGAUAUACUUGGACCUAGUCUUUGGGAUGUUUGGAAUUCUUUAGGCCAAUCGAUGUCACCAAGUAUAGUGGCUUGCAUUGCCGUUGAGGCAAUAUCAAUUCUUGAAAAGCUUCACUUGAAGGGAUUUGUACAUGGAGAUGUGAAGCCGGAAAAUUUCUUACUGGGUCAACCAGGAUCUGUAGAUGAAAAGAAACUAUAUCUUAUUGAUCUUGGUUUAGCAUCAAAAUGGAAAGAGUCCACAUCUAGUCAGCAUGUUGAGUAUGAUCAACGGCCAGAUAUAUUCAGAGGUACAAUAAGAUACGCAAGUGUACAUGCACAUUUAGGUCGAACAGCAAGUAGACGGGAUGACCUUGAGUCACUCGCAUACACAUUAAUAUUUCUUAUUAAAGGAAGAUUGCCAUGGCAGGGUUAUCAGGGAGAUAACAAGAGUUUUCUUGUUAGUAAAAAGAAAAUGGCAACGUCACCCGAGUUGAUGUGUUGCUUUUGUCCUGCUCCGUUUAAACAUUUUCUUGAAGCAGUUACAAAUUUGAAAUUUGACGAGGAGCCUAAUUAUUCAAAGCUUAUUUCUUUAUUUGAGAGUCUUAUUGAACCGGUUACGUCAUUAAGACCAAUCAGAAUUGACGGGGCACUUAAGGUUGGACAGAAACGAGGUAGAUUGCUUAUUAAUUUGGAAGAAGAUGAACAGCCGAAAAAGAAAGUACGAUUAGGUACUCCUGCUACACAAUGGAUUUCUGUUUAUAAUGCGCGUCGGCCGAUGAAGCAAAGAUAUCACUACAAUGUCGCUGACGCACGGCUCCGUCAGCAUGUAGAAAAGGGUAAUGAAGAUGGUUUAUACAUAAGCUGUGUGGCGUCAGCCUCAAAUCUUUGGGCUUUAAUUAUGGACGCUGGAACUGGAUUUAGUUCCCAAGUUUAUGAGGUUUCACCGGUUUUCCUUCACAAGGAAUGGAUUAUGGAACAGUGGGAGAAAAACUAUUACAUCAGUUCAAUAGCUGGUACAACUAACGGAAGCUCGUUGGUUGUUAUGUCAAGAGGAACACCUUAUACUCAACAAUCGUAUAAAGUGAGUGAAUCAUUUCCGUAUAAAUGGAUCAGUAAAAAAUGGAAAGAAGGGUUUCACGUCACUUCAAUGACUACAGCUGGCAGUCGUUGGGGUGUCGUGAUGUCAAGAAACGCAGGAUUUUCCGACCAGGUUGUAGAACUUGAUUUUCUUUACCCAAGUGAAGGAAUACAUCGUAGAUGGGAGAAUGGGUACAGGAUAACAUCUAUGGCUGCCACACCUGAUCAAGCAGCGUUCAUUUUGAGUAUCCCGAGGCGUAAAAUAAUGGACGAGACACAAGAAACCUUGAGAACAUCCGCCUUCCCGAGUACCCAUGUGAAGGAAAAAUGGUCAAAGAACCUUUAUAUUGCAUCCAUGUGUUAUGGUCGAACCGUAUGCUGACUGAUGUUGGUAACAAAGGCUACAUUUUACUGAAAACCCCCACUGGAGUUGAAUACAUUGGGGGGUUUUACAAACUGGGAUUCCGUGUGAACGGAAAAUUUUGGCGUAAUGUAAAGAUGGCCGUGCUCUAUUACUAUGUAAGAUCAUAACAGAGUUGAUAAAGAUAAGAAAGAAACCAAAAAAAAAAAAAAAAAAAGAAAAAGAAAAAGAAAAAGAAAAAGAGAGUAUAAACUAUAAAGAGAAAUGUGUGUCAAAUAUGAAUUUAAGUUAGGGUGCAGAUGAACAGAACAUUUGGUUUGUCGUCAGGUCUUGUUCAUAACUACUGUGUACCCUUCCAAGAUUUUAUCAAUUGCCAAAAUGAAAUUUUUAUAAAACUUUGAA
Molecule: messenger RNA, 2892 nt
Organism: Helianthus annuus (common sunflower)
Lineage: Eukaryota; Viridiplantae; Streptophyta; Magnoliopsida; Asterales; Asteraceae
Product: casein kinase 1-like protein HD16
Exons: 17
Coding region: 385-2511 (708 amino acids)
Biological process (GO): signal transduction; endocytosis; peptidyl-serine phosphorylation
Cellular component (GO): cytoplasm; nucleus
Molecular function (GO): protein serine/threonine kinase activity; ATP binding
Source: RefSeq, a predicted model, not a curated record